AUGUUCCCCCUCUUUGAUGCAAUGUGCGGUGAAGGAUUGUCAAAUGAAAUACAGGUGCAAAGCAGUUGCAGUAUUGAAAUAGAGUCUUUAUUGCAUCUACGCUACACAGUCAUCAGGCUAAUCUCGAAUGUGCAAAGUAAUACUUUUUGCCCAAGACCUUCCACAGGCAAAGGACCAGAGCCAAUUUAUGCUGGACAAAAACUCAAUGACAAUGACUGGCACAUACGUUGUUGGACUUACCUGUUUCUAUUCGAUGCUAUCAUUGGAAUUGCUAUGAAGUCUUUAGCUUUUAUUUCACUGCUAACUGCAGUGACAUGUCUGCCAAUCCAACUGAAAGAGAAACGUCAGAAAAUGAAUAAACUGCUGUUGAUUUCUUUUGAUGGAUUUCGUUGGGAUUAUGAUCAGGAUGUAGAGACACAUUUGGACUAUUUAACAAUAAAGGGAGUGAAGGCAAAAUACAUUAACCCACCAUUUGUAACGAUGACAUCGCCUUCCCAUUUCACAACAGGACGAUGGAUUCAAGAUCAUGGAGUUGUCCACAACAUGUAUUUCAAUACUACGACCCUACUUAAACUACCACACAAACUCACAUUAUGCAAAUCAGAAUGGUGGGAUAAUGGAGUACUUCCUCUCUGGAUUACAGCUCAAAACCAGGGAAAAAAAGUUGCAUCAUUCCACUAUCCAGGUGGAAAUGUGACAUACGGCGGACAAGCAGUGUACAGAUCUCUAGGGGAAUCAUUUACUCACCCAAAUGCUAAUGAGACAGAAUGGAGGAUAAACAUCAAUAUUGUAAUGGAAUGGUUUGAAAAGGAAGACUUUGAUUUUUUAACUCUUUACUAUGGAGAGCCUGAUAAUGUUGGGCAUAAAAUGGGACCAGAAACACAGCAGAGACGUGAUAUCAUUCGACAGAUUGAUCGAACCAUUGGUUACCUAAUAAACAGUAUUGAGAAGCACAACCUGAAGGAUAAGCUAAAUGUUAUAAUAACUUCAGACCAUGGAAUGACGACAGUAAAGAAAGCCCCUAAAGUGAAUGAAAUCAGGCUGUCAAAAUUUAUCAAUUUUAAAAAUAUUAAGUUUCAGUUAUUAGACUAUGGAGGCUUUGGGAUGCUUUUACCAAAGGAAGGAAAGACAGAAGAAGUCUACCAGGCACUGAAGAAUGCCCAUCCUCAUUUAAAAGUCUGUAAAAAGGAAGAAUUUCCUGAAAGAUUUCAUUAUAGUAAAAAUGAUCGUAUUUUGCCAAUCCUUGUUUAUGGAGACAAAGGAUAUAAUGUAAAUGGGAGAAUCAUAAUUUACAUCAAUAAAGGAGAUCAUGGAUUUGACAAUGAAGAAAUGGACAUGAAGAUGAUUUUCCGAGCUUUUGGCCCUGAUUUUAAGAGUUCUUACCUGUCAGAGCCUUUUGGCAGUAUUCAUACAUAUCCUUUGAUGUGCAAGUUAUUAGGAGUCAAGCCUGAACCUAACGAUGGAUCGUUGCUGUUUACUGAAGGGAUGUUGAUAGAUUCAUCUGAAAAUGAAUUGGAUAAGCCAGGUAUUUGAGUAAUUCUUUCUGAAUACAUCUAUAAGUUUCUUUGACACUUA
Messenger RNA from Carcharodon carcharias (great white shark), 1575 nucleotides. Its product is annotated as ectonucleotide pyrophosphatase/phosphodiesterase family member 7-like. The record is from RefSeq and is a predicted model, not a curated record. NCBI's taxonomy places the organism in Eukaryota, Metazoa, Chordata, Chondrichthyes, Lamniformes, Lamnidae.